Molecule: messenger RNA, 701 nt
Organism: Pelodiscus sinensis (Chinese soft-shelled turtle)
Lineage: Eukaryota; Metazoa; Chordata; Testudines; Trionychidae
Source: RefSeq, a predicted model, not a curated record
UAUCUAUAAAUUUGAAAUGUUAACUGGUAAUUUUCUGUCUUUUCUCCCCCUAGAAUGUUGGCUUCUAGGGCAUUUAACCUAAUUGGCAAGCGUGCCAUUUCCACCUCCAUCUGCAUGAGAGGACAUGGUAUUGCGAAAGUGGAAGACUUCAGUCUUCCGAAUUAUGUAGAUCGUCGUACCAUUCCCCUGCCUGAAGUGGAAUAUGUAAAGAAUCUCUCUGCUGAGCAGAAAGCCCUGAAAGAAAAGGAAAAGGCAUCAUGGAGUGCCCUCUCCAUUGAUGAGAAGGUUGGAUUGUAUCACAUCAAAUUCAAUGAGACCUUUGCUGAAAUGAAUAGGGGAUCACGUGAGUGGAAGACUGUUGUUGGUGGUAUUCUCUUCUUCAUUGGCUUCACUGGCCUUAUUGUCAUUUGGCAGAGAAUGUAUGUUUAUGGUCCUAUUCCUCACACCUUCUCUGAGGAAUGGAUUGCUAUGCAGACCAAGAGAAUGCUGGACAUGAGAAUUAACCCAAUCGAGGGUUUCUCAGCCAAAUGGGACUACGACAAGAACGAAUGGAAGAAGUAAAAUCACUCCUGGGAUCACUGGACCACUGUCCUCUUGAAUUUUAAAUGAUUCCAUUACCUACAUGUGACCUCAUUGCUUAUGUACUGGAACAAACUCUCCAUUUAAAUAUAAAUGCUAAUAAAUGUCUGGUUUACUUGAAA